This is a messenger RNA of Amaranthus tricolor (Joseph's coat), 1053 nucleotides long. Its product is annotated as agamous-like MADS-box protein MADS9. The record is from RefSeq and is a predicted model, not a curated record. Bases 131 to 721 code for a protein of 196 amino acids. Gene Ontology annotation, biological process: positive regulation of transcription by RNA polymerase II. NCBI's taxonomy places the organism in Eukaryota, Viridiplantae, Streptophyta, Magnoliopsida, Caryophyllales, Amaranthaceae. Gene Ontology annotation, cellular component: nucleus. The transcript has 8 exons. Gene Ontology annotation, molecular function: DNA-binding transcription factor activity, RNA polymerase II-specific; RNA polymerase II cis-regulatory region sequence-specific DNA binding; protein dimerization activity.
ACAUUUUAAUUGCAAUCUAAGAGGAACUGAGAGAGUAUUAUUUAUUACCCUUUCUUUUUCAUCUCUAGUUCUCUCCAUCUAACUUCACAUCUCCGGCCGAUCAACUUGGGUUAGUUUUGUUGAAUUGAGGAUGGGGAGAGGAAAGAUUGAAAUAAAAAGGAUAGAAAAUACAACAAACAGGCAAGUUACAUACACUAAGAGAAAGAAUGGGAUCAUCAAAAAAGCUAAGGAAAUUUCUGUUCUUUGUGAUGCCAAAGUUUCCGUUGUUAUCUUUGCUAACAAUGGAAAAAUGCAUGGUUAUCAUACCUCUUCUUCUUCGGUGCCAGAUAUUUUGGAACAAUAUCAGACUAUUUCUGGAAAGAGGAUAUGGGAUGCUAAGCAUGAGAAUCUAAAGAACGAGAUCGACAGAAUCAAGAAAGAAAAUGAUGAUAUGAGGAUUGAACUCAGGCAUUUGAAAGGCGAAGAUGUAGGGUCUUUGCCACAUCCCGAUCUUAUGAGGCUGGAGGACGCACUAGAAACUGGCUUGGUUAGCGUACGUAAUAAGAAGAAAGAAAUUCGGGACAUGUAUGAAAGAAAUACUAUGAAGCUAGAGGAGGAAAACAAUCGACUCAAUUUCAUAUUGCACAAGCAAGAAAUGAAAGAGUAUCCUUAUGAGCAUCAAUCUCUGAAUUACCGAGUUCAACCUAUGCAACCAAAUCUUCAAGAUCAUCACAUCAUGUAAUUUUAUUGUUAUUUCAACUUAUUAUGUUUGUCUGAUUUGAAUAUGUUUAAUGUUUAAUGUUUGUGUUUGUUAUUUAAGAGAGCAUCACAUCAAUCUGAGGAACUCUUUGGUCACGUUCUGAUUUGAUCAUAACUCUUAUGAGCGGGAUACAUAGUGUAUGAUGAUGAUAUGUUUAUUUGAACUAAGCAAUUAUGUAUUUGUUAUUCCUAUCAAGCUAUUACUUCUAUUAUUCUCUAUGUUAUUAUUAUGUUUAAAUGUGAGAGAACGUCUCUAGGUGAGAGUAUCACAAACGUAGAGCUCAUAUUCUCAUAAUUUUUAUUAGAUAGAUUGUU